Molecule: messenger RNA, 348 nt
Organism: Clonostachys byssicola
Lineage: Eukaryota; Fungi; Ascomycota; Sordariomycetes; Hypocreales; Bionectriaceae
Source: the annotation of a GenBank genome assembly
AUGAAGCCUGCAGUCAUCCUAUCCCUCUUCGCCACUGCUGCCCUGGCUGCGGAUGAGGCCUGCUCAAGGACGAACAAGGAAAACAACAACGUGUAUUAUUACUUUUACAAGGCCACCCCCGGUCAGCCUACAGGUUACCAGUGGUGCUACGGCUUUUAUGACAAACUUGUGGCCUAUUGUACCAUUUCGUCAAAGGGUUGCUCGACCUUUGCCGGCUCGUUGCCAUCUAGUAGUCACUCGAGCUCGAGCUGGACAUUCCUCGUGCCCAACACGUGCACGAAUGAGAAUGUGGAGACUGCAUGGCAGGAGUUCACCUCGGGCGAGUUUGGCAGUUCCAACUGCGCUUAA